Molecule: messenger RNA, 5941 nt
Organism: Meloidogyne enterolobii
Lineage: Eukaryota; Metazoa; Nematoda; Chromadorea; Rhabditida; Meloidogynidae
Source: the annotation of a GenBank genome assembly
UUUGGAUACUUUUCAAUUACCCAAAAUAAAUUUUUUAAGAAGCCCAAUGCCUCCCUCAAUGUCUGCACCAAGUUCUCAAUCCUCAAAUAUAAGCAUGGCUCAGCAACGGCUUUCAGCAGCACAGCAACAAAUGCGCCAACCAAUGCCACCAGGGUUUGACCCAAAUAUUGGCGGUCAACCUUCAAGUUCAUUGCCUCCAGGAAGUUAUAUACAAGGACAACAAAUCAUGGCUGGUCCUCCUCCACCUCACAAUCAGCAACAAUUUUCUUCUUUUCCACAGCAUCCAAGACAAAACAUGUACGGGGCCAAUUCUGUUAGACUAGCUCAUGGUGGUGCCUUACCCCAACAAACUAUUAGACAAGGAUUUCCUCCGAAUAUGUCAGGGCCACAACAAAUUAUGAAAGACAUUGUUCGUCAACAAAAUCCUCAUCCAGGUGCUGUAAUGUCAAAUGCCCCAACCCCUCCAACUCAAGGAAGAGCAGGGACAAUGAUAUUGAAUCAAAAUAUGGUUGGUCAUAACUCUUUUGAUGGGGGGAAUCAUCAUCAACAACAAUUCCAACCUAUGCCUGGAGGAGGGCCACAUCAAAGAUUACCUCUGUCUGAAUCUAAUAAUGGAUAUAUUAUACAAGGAGGACAAAUGAUAAGUACAUCUUCACAUCAACAAAUGCCUUCUUUUAUGAAUGCUGGUCAACAACAAAUGGGGCCACAACAUAGAAUGCCUCAUCCACCCGGUUUUGGUUCUACUGGGCAUCAGAUAAUGUCUGGUCCUUGUGGUCCAGUAGAAUCAUCAGCAAUGAUGGGUGGUGGUCCUAUGCAACAACAAAUUAAUUCCGGUCCAAAUUCUCAACCUGUAAUGGUAAAUGGAAAUCAAGCAAUACAAGGAGGACCUAGACAUCCCGUCUCUUCUGUACCUUCAUCACAAUCUCAACAUGGAAUUAUUUCUCAAGUUCAAGGUGGAAUAAUGAUGAACGAUCCUGGCCAACAACAACCAAUGCGUAAUCAACCUGGUCCAAGUGGUGGUGGACUACCACCACAACACCUCCCACCACCAUCACAACAAUUGGUGGGUACUACACAGCCACAAGAUCCUGAAAAACGAAAAUUAAUUCAACAACAAUUAGUUCUUUUGUUGCAUGCACAUAAAUGUCAACAGCGAGAUAAGGUGGAGCCCCAAAAUCGUAGCCACUGCAAUCUUCCCUAUUGUAGUACAAUGAAAGGUGUUUUGGAGCACAUGGUAAAAUGUACAUAUGGGCGUCAAUGUCAAUUUGCUCAUUGUGCUUCUUCUCGCCAAAUAAUUUCUCAUUGGAAAAAUUGUACUAAAGAAGAUUGUCCUGUGUGUAAUCCUGUUAAAAGAUAUACACAUCAACAAGGUGCCGCUGGUGGUGAACAUAAACAAGAUAUGAUCUUAAAUCCUUCAAACUUUGGUGGGGGUGGUCCAAUGUUACAGCAUUCAUCAUCAUCAGCUGCUUCUGGUGCUGGUCCUUCUUGCUCAUCAAUACCAUCACAACCUCAAAGUCAAGUUUCUUCUCAACAAAUGUUUGGAUCGCCACCAUCUCAAGCAACAACAGUCAAUACUUUAUUGGAUGGAUACAAUCCAAAUCCAUUCCGUUCAACAAAUCCUCCAAACAAAACUGGUGGUCAAGGUAGUGGACAACAACAGUUUUCAUCAAAUGAUGGAAUGCCUCUUCCUGAACCGCCAGCAACUACUAGAGAUUGGCAUGCUUCUAUAACUCCUGAUUUGAGAAAUCAUUUAGUUGGAAAAUUGGUUAAGGCCAUUUUUCCAUCACCCGAUCCUGCUGCAAUUCAUGACCAACGCAUUCGUGAUUUAAUCACAUAUGCUCGAAAGGUCGAAAAAGACAUGUUCGAACAAGCGCCAGAUAAAGAAGCUUAUUAUCAUAUGUUAGCAGAAAAAAUUUACAAAAUUCAAAAAGAAUUGCAAGAAAAGAAAAACCGACGAUUAAAUGAACAACAAAAUCAACAACUUGGAGGAGGACAAUUACAACAACAGGCAGAUUUACAACAACAUCAUCAAGCAUUGAUACAUCAACAAUCAGUACAUAUUAGAGAAAUAAAGCAAGAACCAAAAGGUGAACAACAACAGCCUCAAGGGAAUCAACCAAUGUUAAAUUUUGUUGAUCAAAUACCUAAUAAACGUCCAAAGAUUGAGGAACCUGAUAUUCCAUCAAACUCAGAACUAUCAUUAUCAAUUAAAAUGGAAUUAACUAAUAAUACUAACACCAACAUAUUUCCAUCAACAUCUUCAGAAUCUGCUUCAACUAUUAAUACUAAUAGGCGUCCUACAACACCUAAAGAAUCUAAGCCAAGCACUUCAACUGCUCCUCCUGAACCUAUAAUUCGUGAUCCAAAGAUAUUUAGUGCUAAUGAAUUGAGAAGCCAUUUAUUACCAGUAUGGCAAAAAUUGUGGGAUACUGAACCUGAAUGUAUACCUUUCCGUUUACCUGUAGAUCCGGAGUCGUUAAACAUUCCGGAUUACUUUGAUAUUAUUAAAAAUCCAAUGGAUCUUAAAACAAUAAAAGAUGGGCUAGAUCAAGGAAAAUAUAAAAAUCCAUGGGAGGUUUGUGAUCACAUGUGGCUAAUGUUUGAAAAUGCUUGGCUCUACAAUCGUAAAAACACAAAAGUCCACAAAUGGUGUACUCGUUUAAGCGAAAUAUUUAUUGAAGAAAUUAAUCCAGUAAUGAGACAAAUGGGUUAUUGUUGUGGUCAAAAACUUUCAUUUACUCCAUUAGUUCAAUUUUGUUUUGGAAUAACUAAAAAUAAUGCUGCUUGUGUUAUUGCUAGAGAUCAACCAUAUUUUAUGUAUGAAUGUAGUUCUAGCGGUUUUGGUGUUACUGUUGCUGAAAAAUAUAUUUAUUGUGUUAAAUGUUUUGAAGCUUUGCCUGAAAAGGGAAUUAAUUUGAAUGAAAAUACUUCUGAUCCUCCAAAUUGGAUACCAAAAACAAUGUUUCAAAAAAUGAAAAAUGAUCAAGUUGAUAUGGAACCUUUUGAUAAUUGUUUAAUUUGUGAUAGAAAAUGGCACCGAAUAUGUGCAUUAAAUAAUCGUAAAAUAAAUCCUGAAGGAUUUAUUUGUGAACAAUGUCGUGUUGAAAAAAGUAGACCACGCCCAGAAAAUAAAUUUACUGCCAAAAAAUUGCCACAUUGCCAAAUUAGUCGUUAUAUUGAAGACAGAGUUAACAACUUUUUGAGACAAAAACUAGAUGAAAAUGAUCCUGAAAUUGAAGUUAUAAUUCGUGUUCUUUCAAGUUCUGAUAAGGAAGUUGAAGUUAAACCUCAAAUGUUGAAAAAAUAUGGAGCCUCUGGUUAUCCUGAACGUUUUGCUUACCGCUCAAAAGCCAUUUUUGCAUUUGAAGUUUUGAAAGAUCCAGACACUGGUAUUUCAACAGAAGUUUGUUUCUUUGGUUUGUAUGUCCAAGAAUAUGGAACUAAUUGUGCUCAACCAAACCAAAGACGUGUUUAUAUCGCCUAUCUAGAUUCUGUUCAUUUCUUCCAACCGAGGCAUUUGAGAACUUCUGUUUAUUAUGAAAUCCUUUUGGGAUAUUUGCAGUAUGUCAAACGUCUUGGUUAUACAAUGGCACAUAUUUGGGCAUGCCCUCCUUCAGAAGGCGACGAUUAUAUAUUUCAUUGUCAUCCAACUGAACAAAAAAUUCCAAAACCUAAAAGAUUACAAGAUUGGUACAAAACAAUGUUAAAUAAUGGAAAUGAAGAAGGAACAGUCUAUAGCUAUAAAGAUAUAUUUAAUCAAGCAAAAGAUGAUGGACUUGACACACCAACGAGAUUACCUUAUUUUGAAGGAGAUUAUUGGCCUAGAAUAAUAGAUGAAUGUAUACAAAGUGCAGAAAAAGAUGAAGAAAUUGAUAAAAGAAAAGCUUUACAACAAGCACAAACGGAAGAUUCGUCAAACCUUUCGGAUGACGACACAUUCCAAACAGAUGAUGGAUUACCAGUUAAAAAACAACAAAAGACAAAUAAUAAUAAUCAUAAGAAGAAGAGUAACCUUAAAAAAUCAGCGCAAAAUACAAAAAAGAAGGGAGGUGUAACAACAGGCAAUCCUGUUGUUGAUCGUUUAUUUCAACAAUUGGAGAAGCAUCGCGACGUUUUCUUUACUAUUCGUUUAUUCUCUGUCCAUGAUGAACAAAUUAUCAUUGGACAAAAACCGAGAAUUGAAGAUCCGGAUCCUUUAAUUAGUUGUGAAUUGAUGGAUACAAGAGAUAAUUUUUUGGCAAAAUCGAGAGAUGAACAUUGGGAAUUUAGUCAAUUAAGAAGAGCAAAAUGGUCAACUCUCAACUUUUGUUAUACUUUACAUACACAAGAACAAGAAAACAAAGGGUUAAGUUAUACUUGCAAUGUUUGUGAACAAUCAGCCUCUUAUCAUUGCAAUACUUGCGAUGAUUACGACCUCUGUGAAUCCUGCAAAACAAAAAUUGACCAUCCUCACGAUAUGGAAAAAUUAUCACUUGUUGAAGAAAAAGCAUCUUCUGAUGCAUCCGCCGUUUCAAGAAAUGAGUCUAUAAAGAGAUGUAUUACUUCUCUUGUUCAUGCCUGCACAUGCCGGGAUGUAAAUUGUCGUCGUGGAACUUGUCACAAAAUGAAAAGGGUUAUUUCGCACACAAAGGCGUGCAAAAGAAGAGCAUCUGCUGGGGCAAAUUGUGCUGUUUGUAAACAAUUGAUUGCUCUUUGUUGUUAUCAUGCAAAACAUUGUACACAACCAAAAUGCCAGGUUCCAUUUUGCCAACAAAUUCGACAAAAAUUGCAAGAACAAAAACGAUCUCAAAAUCGUCAAGCUGAAAGAAUGAUGCAAAGAAGAAUGAUGAAAUUACAAAGUUCAGGAGGUGGUGGUGGUGGAAUGAAUGGAAGUGGUGUUGGGGGUGGUGGAGUAGCUAUUCCUUCAAGCAAUAUAUCAACAUCACAAGGAGGUGGAGGACCUCAAAUGGGCGGUGGAUGGGUACAACCUCCUUCCCAGUCACCUCUUAUGGCAGGUCAACCUGUUUAUGGCUCUUCACAAAUACUACAACAACAACAUAUAGCUGGAGGAAUUCAAUCAAACCAAGUUAUUCCAUCAAGUAUACAACAACAAUCACAUUUGCGUUUAAAUGGUCCAGCAGAAUUUCAUCAUAUUCAAAAUCAAUUACAAAAUCGUAUGGUUAACUCCCCUCCUAUUGGUGGACAACAACAAUCUGGAAGUAGUUAUCAUCAACAAAUAAUUGGAGGACCAAAUUCCCAUCCUCAUCAAAUGCCACCGGGCGUCGGAGGAGCGAGUAUUCAUCGAGUUCCCUCAGCUGGUACAAUUCACCAACAACACCCAUUAAUCUCUCAACAACAACAAAUAAAUCCUCCUUCUUAUGGAAUUCGUCCAAGUCCAAGCCAACAACAACAAAAUUUGUCUUUUGUUCAACAGCAACAACAACAAAUGGGACAGCAACAUAGACCUCAACAGCAACAUAGAUUUCAACAUUCACAGCAACCACCUCAACGUGGUGGAGGAGGCCAUCCAUUACCAGAACAACAGCAGCAACAACAACAACAAUUUCACCUAAUUUUUGAAAGGUUUAAAACAGCAACUUCUCCAGAAGAUAAGGAAGCAAUAUUCAAAGAUCUCAGAAAAACUCCUCAUUUAUUUAAUGCUUUUUUAAAAAUGACAAAAAGGGAAGGCCCAGAAGGUCAACAUAUUUUACAACAAAUGAGGCAUCCUUCAGAAUCAUCAACAUCCUCCUCCUCCCAACAACAACAAUUUAUUCAAAGACAAGGACAACCACAACAACAAUAUUUUCAAGGAGGAGGAAGAGGACAACAAAAUGGUGGUGCAAGUAUUUCACAAUUUAAUUCACCUCCGUCUUCUACCCAACAACAACAAUGGUUACAAUCACAACAACAAAUUCCUCAUUCAACACAAUCGCCUUCACAACAAAGAAAUAAUCCCACAUAA